AUGAGUACAUCUUUGAGAAGCUUAAGGCGGAAUCUGGGGUGUUUGAGACGUGGUACCUCCCAUGUUCCAGCUUGCUUGAGAAGCCUGAGCCAUACUAGCUACGAACCGCCUCGGAUUGAUGAUUUGACAGGCGAAAAAUGGAUAAAGCUUGAAAAAGACGUGAAAGAGGAGAUUAUGGAGUACUUGGAUUGGAAAAUGGAAGGCGACUGGAGAGAAAUGCCUGCUAAUGAAAAGAGGGCUUCAUACUUUGUAUCUUUUGGCCAAUGGGGCCCGCGAGCAAAACCCGGUUCCAAAGAAGCGCAGCUGCAAAUGACAGGCGCAGAGAUCAUCCUCAGGGGGGUAUUUAGUGGAGUUUUGUUCAUGGCAGUAGCAGUCAGCUUCAUGAACUACCAGAACGAUAAACGAGUACAAAAGAACCUUAAAAAGCUAGAAGAUAGUGCUGAACGCUAA
Molecule: messenger RNA, 450 nt
Organism: Lachancea thermotolerans CBS 6340
Lineage: Eukaryota; Fungi; Ascomycota; Saccharomycetes; Saccharomycetales; Saccharomycetaceae
Gene: MTC3
Product: Mtc3p
Exons: 1
Coding region: 1-450 (149 amino acids)
Biological process (GO): mitochondrial electron transport, cytochrome c to oxygen
Source: RefSeq, a predicted model, not a curated record